Molecule: messenger RNA, 11751 nt
Organism: Anthonomus grandis grandis
Lineage: Eukaryota; Metazoa; Arthropoda; Insecta; Coleoptera; Curculionidae
Gene: uif
Product: sushi, von Willebrand factor type A, EGF and pentraxin domain-containing protein 1
Exons: 46
Coding region: 489-11021 (3510 amino acids)
Biological process (GO): Notch signaling pathway
Molecular function (GO): calcium ion binding; Notch binding
Source: RefSeq, a predicted model, not a curated record
GCUUAUUAUAUUCAAAAUUCAAGCAAUGCUUAAUGCUAUUCUAACCUGCUACUGAUAACUAAAAUGUUCACUGGAAGGCAUGGAGAGAUCCAUACACAUUGGAGAUAUGCCUUCUAUGGAAGCAUCAAGAUAAGAAAAAGAAGAAGAAUUUUUAACUGAUUAGUGAUUUUAUCAACUGCAAAAAACAUAUAUCAAUCAGAUCACAAUUCUACUAAUUUGGAGAGAAAAAGAUAAUUUGUUCUGGUGAUAAAGUGAAAAGUAUAAUAAGGGCAAAAUAGCAUUGUACACAACCAUUGAAUGGAGGUAAUUACCACAAUUGGAAGUUUAGAAUGGAAUUAUACCUCUCAGAAAAUACAGAUUAAAAAUGCAUUGAUACUGAGGUUGGCUCAGGUUGGGAGCUGCGAGGACUUUAUUGUUACAAAUUCUUUAAUAUUAGGCACUCAUGGGAAAAAGCUGCAGAGUUAUGUCGGAGAUACGGAAGCGAUCUUAUGGCUGUAGAAUCCUACUCAGAAAACAAUUUGACAGCAACCAUAGCGAAUACUUCCGGAUCAGUAGAUCGACGAGGGUUGGAUCAUUAUUGGUUAGGACUAGCAUCCCUCGAUGAUCUUAGGACAAACACUCUAGAAUCAGCUGCUGGUACCUUAGUGUCUCAAUACUCGGGAUUCUGGUCCUUGAAGCAACCGGAUCCUCAAUUAGGAGAAUGCGUGGAUGUGGCAAUAACGGAAGAUUCACAAUCUUGGGAACUGACUACUUGUGAAAGUUUGCUGCCAUUCAUGUGUAGGGCUAAAGCAUGUCCAAGUGGAAGCUUCCAUUGUUCCAAUGGAAAUUGCAUUAAUGAAAAAUUUAAGUGUGAUAAACAAGAUGACUGUGGUGAUAACAGUGAUGAGUUGGACUGUGCCCAAAAUUGCAAUUUUUACUUGGCAAGCAGUGGUGAUGUCGUGGAGUCCCCUUACUAUCCUCACAAAUAUGCUCCUUUAACUAAUUGCAAAUGGACCCUCGAGGGACCCCAGGGCCAUAACAUUUUAUUGCAGUUCCAAGAGUUUGAGACUGAGAAAACGUUUGAUACGGUACAAAUUUUAGUUGGAGGUCGGACUGAAGAUACUUCUGUUAAUCUGGCUACAUUAUCAGGCAAACAAGACCUUACUAACAGAUCUUUUGUAUCUGCAAGCAAUUUUAUGAUAGUGAAAUUCAGCACUGAUGCCUCAGUUGAAAAGAAAGGGUUUAGAGCUUCAUGGAAAACAGAACCUCAAGUGUGUGGAGGCACCCUUAGGGCAACUCCUCAAGGUCAAAUUUUAAAAUCUCCUGGAUAUCCUGAACAGUACCCCGGUGGUUUAGAGUGCUUAUACAUGAUUCAAGCCCAAAAUGGACGUAUUAUCACUUUAGAAAUUGACGAUCUCGAUCUAGACGAAACCAGAGAUUACAUUUUAGUUCGUGAUGGUGACUCACCUAGAAACAAACCGAUCGCUAGGCUAACAGGAAAUGCUGAGAACAACCAAAAAAUUGUCAUGUCCACCCAUAGUCAACUAUACGUGUAUUUUAAGACCAGCCUGGGAGAUUCUAAACGAGGUUUUAGAAUAAGAUACACUCAGGGUUGUAAAGCUACUAUUGUAGCAAGGAACGGUACAAUAACUAGUCCAGCUUUUGGAUUAGAAAACUACCCUAGCAACCAGGAAUGUCUUUAUAAGAUUAGAAACCCGAUUGGAGGACCGUUAAGUUUGAAUUUUGAUAACUUUGCCGUUGAUAAGAGCGAUUAUGUUCAAGUGUUUGAUGGGUCUACUACUAGUGGCUUAAGAUUACAUCCUGGCAAUGGCUUCACCCAAACAUCGAAGCCUAAAAUAACCCUGACAGCUUCCAGUGGAGAAAUGUUGGUCAGGUUUACAACAGAUGCUUUACAUAGCAAGGAAGGAUGGCAAGCAACGUUCUCAGCAGACUGUCCACAACUUCAGCCGGGUGCAGGCGCUUUAGCGUCAAGCAGAGACACAGCUUUUGGUACAAUUAUCACAUUCAGCUGUCCAGCUGGACAGGAAUUUGCAACUGGUAGAAAUCGGUUAACCACCCAAUGUUUGCCUGGUGGUAAUUGGUCCAUUAGUUACAUACCCAAAUGUCAAGAAGUGUAUUGCGGUCCGGUUCCACAGAUCGAUAACGGAUUUUCAAUCGGAUCGACUAAUGUCACUUAUAAAGGUCAAGCGAUGUAUCAAUGUUAUGCUGGAUUCGCUUUCCCAUCUGGGCAACCCAUAGAAAGAAUCUCUUGCUUGGCUGAUGGUAAAUGGGAGAAAAAACCGAACUGUUUAGCAUCCCAGUGUGCAACUCUUCCAGAAGUUCCACAUGCUAACAUGACUAUUCUUAACGGCUUAGGUCGUUCUUAUGGUACUAUUAUUCGUUAUGAAUGUGAACCUGGAUAUAUUCGUACUGGACCCCCAGUCAUUCUUUGUAUGAGUAAUGGAACUUGGAGUGGGGAUGUGCCUGUGUGUUCUAGAGCUAGAUGUCCCGUUCUGCCAGAAAUAACCAACGGAAUUAUAACAGAUCCAUCUCGUACAUACUACUUCCAAGACGAAGCUCGCGUGCAAUGUUUCAAAGGAUUCAAAUUAAUUGGGCAAAGUAUCCUAAGGUGUGGAGAAAACCAGCUCUUUAACAACCCUCCCAAGUGUGAAGAUAUUAAUGAAUGUAUCAGUAGCCAAUGUGACGUUGCCUCCACUUCAUGUGUAAAUAGUCCCGGCUCUUUCCAGUGCAAGUGUAAAAAAGGUUUUGCUCCAACAAACGAAUGCCGACCAGUAGCUGAUUUGGGAUUAAUCAAUGGUGGCAUCCCUGAUGAAUCCAUAACUGUAUCAGGUAGUGAAGCUGGAUAUGAUAAAACGAUGGUACGUCUAAGCUCAGACGGUUGGUGUGGUAACGCAAUUGAUGGUGGUUCUAAUUGGGUGAUGUUGGACUUACGUGCUCCCACAAUUAUUCGCGGUUUCAGAACUAUGGCCAUCACCAGGCCAAAUGGAGAUGUAGCAUUUACGUCUGCAGUCAGAAUCCAAUAUACUGAUGAUUUGACGGAUGUAUUCAAAGAUUAUCGAAACCCUGAUGGCUUGGCAGUGGAAUUUACCAUAGAGAAACCAACAUUGAGUAUAUUAAAUUUGCCUGUACCUAUUGAGGCACAAUAUGUCAAGUUUAAGAUUCAGGACUAUGUUGGUGCCCCAUGUUUAAAACUCGAAGUAAUGGGUUGCACUCGAUUAGAAUGUCAAGAUAUCAAUGAAUGCGCUCUCGAUAACGGCGGUUGUCAACAGAAAUGCAUUAACAGCGCUGGAGACUAUUCUUGUUCCUGUAACGUCGGAUACGAGUUAUAUCAGCAAAAUGGAACUGCUUCUUAUUAUAUUGAAUCAUCAGAGAAUGGCAAAAGGGAUGGUGACAUAUACCAAGUGAACAAAUCUUGCGUGCCUGUUUUAUGCCCUUCAUUGAACUCUCCUGAGAACGGUCUCAUUUUAUCAACAAAAGAAAAGUAUCAUUUUGGUGAUCUUGUUAGAUUUCAAUGUGAUUUUGGUUACGUUAUGAGUGGAAGUGCCUCUCUUUUGUGUACUUCUACCGGGGCAUGGAAUGGAACGGUACCUGAAUGUAAAUAUGCUCAAUGCGUCUCUCUCCCAGACGACAAAAACGAGGGACUUAAAGUAAUUAGGAGUAACGAAAACAGCGUUUUGGUACCAUUUAGGGAUAACGUUACCUUACAUUGUGGCAACACUGGAAGACAAUUAAGAAGAACCUCUAGUGCCGGAUUUAGACAAUGUGUUUAUGAUCCUAAACCAGGUUUUCCGGAAUAUUGGCUUUCUGGUGCUAUGCCUUCUUGUCCAAGAAUCGACUGUGGUGUCCCGCCUCCGACACCCGGAGCAGAAUAUGGUCAAUAUAUGGACACCAAACAUCAAUCGUCAUUCUUCUUUGGAUGUCAAAACACAUUUAAACUUGCUGGACAGAGUAGCAAACAUGACAAUGUUGUUAGAUGUCAAGCUAAUGGUGUAUGGGAUUUCGGAGAUUUAAGAUGUGAAGGGCCAGUGUGCGAAGAUCCAGGUCGCCCUAGCGAUGGUUUCCAAUUGGCCCGUAGCUAUGAACAAGGUUCAGAAGUUGGUUUUGGUUGUAACCGAGCUGGUUACAUUUUGAUCAACCCUCGCCCGAUCACUUGCGUCAGGGAACCGGAAUGUAAAGUGGUGAAACCUUUAGGACUGGCUUCAGGUAAAAUUCCGGAUUCAGCAAUUAACGCUACUAGUGAACGUCCCAAUUAUGAAGCUAAAAAUGUUAGAUUGAAUUCGGUGACGGGGUGGUGUGGAAAACAAGAGGCUUUUACUUAUGUUAGCGUGGACUUGGGAAAAGUUUAUAGGGUGAAAGCGAUUUUGGUAAAAGGAGUUGUUACCAAUGAUAUUGUUGGUAGACCUACGGAAAUUCGUUUCUUUUAUAAACAGGCUGAAAAUGAAAACUAUGUAGUGUAUUUCCCUAACUUCAACUUAACAAUGAGGGAUCCAGGAAAUUAUGGUGAAUUGGCCAUGAUUUCAUUGCCAAAAUAUGUUCAAGCCAGAUUUGUGAUUUUGGGUAUUGUUAGUUACAUGGACAAUGCCUGUCUGAAAUUCGAACUUAUGGGUUGUGACGAGCCUGAUAAAGAACCCUUAUUGGGUUAUGACUAUGGAUAUUCUCCGUGUGUCGACAAUGAAACCCCUGUAUUCCAAAACUGCCCUCAACAACCCAUUAUAGUCCAAAAGGAUUCAAACGGUGGAAUUUUACCCGUUAACUUUACAGAACCAACCGCAGUUGACAACUCCGGAAGCAUUGCCAGAUUAGAAGUAAAGCCUGCAAACUUUAAAACUCCCAUGUACGUUUUCGAAGACAUGGUCGUCAAAUAUGUGGCAUUUGAUUAUGAUGGAAACGUAGCCAUUUGUGAAAUUAAUAUUACUGUACCUGAUAAUACACCACCUCAGCUCAGCUGCCCUCCGAGUUACGUGAUUGAAUUAGUGGAUCGCCAGGAAAGUUAUCCCGUUAAUUUCAACGAAACUAGAGUGAGAAUUAAUGCGACCGACUCAUCUGGCGCUGUUGAACUGAAGUUCAUACCAGAAAAAGCAACGAUUGCUAUUGGUGGCUUUGAAAAUGUUACUGUCAUUGCUACUGAUAAAUAUGGUAAUAAAGCGUCAUGUCAUUACCAGGUAUCAGUCCAAGCGACUCCGUGUGUAGAUUGGGAAUUGAAACCUCCAGUUAAUGGUGCUAUCAAUUGUCUGCCAGGAGAUCGUGGCUUACAAUGUAUUGCCACUUGCAAUCCAAAUUAUAGAUUUACAGAUGGAGAAGCAGUAAAAACCUUUUCGUGUGAUAAAAAUACACCUUGGAGGCCUACGAGUGUCGUUCCUGAUUGUGUUUCAGAAAAUACCCAACAAGCAGACUACCACUUUACAGCCAUGAUGAACUACAGAGCAAAUGGUGCUGUUGCUACUUCCUGUCUCAAGCAAUACACCGAGUUACUAGCUCAAUAUUAUAAUAGCUUGGAUAAUGUUUUAUCUGAAAGAUGCUCGGCAGUCAAUGUUAAAAUGAAUGUGUCAAUUAUUAAUGCUAUGGCCAGUUUGAUCGAUGAUAACGUUGUAAAGAUCGACUUCAUAAUAGAUAUUGUGCCUGCAGUGCGUCAACCACAAGUCUACAAUUUAUGUGGAAGCACUUUAACAUUGAUGUUUGAUUUAUCAGUACCUUAUGCAAACGCAGUCAUCGAACCCUUACUUAAUGUUUCUGCUAUUGGUAAUCAGUGUCCUCCCUUAAGGGCUCUUAAAUCUGAAAACAAUCGGGGAUUCACUUGUAACAUUGGCGAGGUUCUUAAUAUGGAUACUAAUGAUGUACCAAGAUGCCUCCAUUGCCCUGCUGGUACAUUUGCUGGGUUGAAGCAAAAGGAGUGUACCUAUUGUCCAAGAGGUUUUUAUCAAAAUAGAGACAGACAAGGCGCAUGCCUGAGAUGUCCCCAAGGAACCUAUACCCGGGAAGAAGGAUCAAAAAGCGUACACGAUUGCGUACCAGUUUGUGGUUAUGGUACCUAUUCUCCAACUGGAAUGGUGCCUUGUUUGGAAUGUCCAAGGAAUAGUUUCUCUGGCGAACCUCCAACAGGAGGGUUUAAGGAUUGUCAGGCUUGUCCAGCGAAUACUUUCACUUACCAACCAGCAGCUGCAUCAAAGGAUCUUUGUAAACCGAAGUGUAAUCCUGGACAAUAUUCACCAACAGGCUUGGCUCCUUGUUCAUUCUGUCCAAAAGACUUCUAUCAAUCAAUUUCUGGACAAAUCUCUUGUAACGAAUGCCCAACAAAUAUGAAGACAGAAGGACCAGGCGCAUCUGGUAGGGACGAAUGUCACCAGAUACAAUGCACUGAAAACGCUUGCCAACAUGGCGGUUUAUGUGUCCCAAUGGGACAUGGAAUUCAAUGUUUCUGCCCCGCUGGUUUCUCAGGUCGCAGAUGCGAGAUCGACAUUGACGAAUGUGCCUCACAACCCUGUUAUAACAGUGGUACUUGUAUUGACUUACCACAAGGAUACAGGUGUCAAUGUCCACCGGGAUACUCAGGCAUAAACUGCCAGGAAGAAAGAUCCGACUGUUCAAACGACACAUGUCCUGCACGUGCCAUGUGUAAAGACGAACCUGGAUAUAAAAAUUACACUUGUUUAUGUCGCUCUGGCUAUACAGGAGUAGAUUGUGAUGUCACUAUUGAUCCGUGUACUGCCAACGGUAACCCUUGCAACAAUGGCGCCACCUGUAUGGCUCUCGAGCAAGGUAGAUUUAUGUGCGAGUGCUUACCGGGUUGGGAGGGACAGACUUGUGAAAUUAACGUGGAUGACUGUGCGGAAAAACCUUGUUUAUUGAACGCAAAUUGUACAGAUCUUGUGGACGAUUUUAGUUGUUCUUGUCCACCAGGAUUCACUGGAAAAAGAUGCCAGGAAAAGAUUGAUCUGUGUUCCAAAAACCCAUGCAAAAACGGAAUUUGCGUAGAUAAAUUAUUUUAUCACGAAUGCAUUUGUGAACCAGGAUGGACUGGAGAGAAUUGUGAAGUUAACAUUAACGAUUGUCAAGCUAAUCCUUGUGAAAACGGCGGCAACUGCAUGGAUCUUGUUGAUGAUUACGUCUGUACUUGCGAACCUGGGUUCACUGGCAAACGUUGUCAACAUUCAAUUGACUUCUGCUCAUCCAAACCCUGCCAAAAUGGGGCGAGUUGCACUGACCUGGUGGACGGUUUCAGUUGCAAAUGUCGACCGGGUUUCGUAGGUCUACAAUGCGAAGCUGAAAUUGACGAAUGCUUGAGUGAUCCUUGUAAUCCAGUUGGAACUGAUAAGUGUGUCGAUUUGGAUAACAAAUUCUUCUGUAUGUGCAAAGAGGGAUAUUCUGGAACGAUGUGUGAAGAGAACAUUGAUGAUUGUGAGAGUGACCCUUGCUUGAAUGGAGGUUCUUGUAGAGAUGAAGUGGGGGCUUACAAAUGUAUUUGUCAGCCAGGCUGGACGGGACAGAACUGCGAAACUGACAUUGGUAGCUGUCAAAAUUUGCCUUGUCAAAAUGAUGCCAAGUGUAUUAACUUGUUCCAAGACUAUUUCUGUGUCUGUCCAUCAGGUACUGACGGCAAACAGUGUGAGACCGCUCCAGAAAGGUGUAUUGGUAAUCCUUGUAUGCACGGCGGUAAAUGUAAAGAUUUUGGUUCUGGACUCAAUUGUACUUGUAAAGAAGGAUUUACAGGUAUUGGAUGCCAAUACGAAUACGAUGCAUGUCAACAAAACGCUUGUAAAAAUGGUGCUUCAUGCACCAACAGCAUUUUUGGCUUUAAAUGCGUUUGCCCUCCGGGAUACACUGGAAAAUACUGCGAAGAGGAUAUUGUCGAUUGUAAAGAGAAUUCUUGCCCACCCAGUGCAACUUGCGUCGAUUUAACUGGCAAGUUUUAUUGUCAGUGUCCGUUUAAUUUGACUGGUGAAGAUUGUAGAAAAACGAUUUCUGUUGACUAUGACCUUUAUUUCACUGACCCCAGUCGUAGCUCGGCCUCCCAGGUCAUUCCAUUUUAUACUACUUCAGCUUCCAGUCUUACCAUUGCUAUGUGGAUUCAAUUUACACAAAAAGAUGAGAAUGGAAUAUUCUUUACUUUAUAUAGUGUUAGUGAUAAACACGUACCAUCCAACCGACGCCCAAUAGUACAAGCACAUUCAAAUGGGGUACAAGUAUCGAUAUUCCCUGAUCUACAAGAUGCUUACUUAAGCUACAGAGAUUAUACCACCGUCAACGAUGCUCAAUGGCAUCAUAUCGCUAUUGUAUGGGACGGAGAGAACGGAGGAGAACUUAAACUAAUCACGGAAGGGCUUAUCGCCAGUAAAAUCGAAGGCUAUGGAGGUGGAAGAAAAUUACCUGAAUAUGCUUGGGUGACCCUCGGAAAACCUCAAUCCGGAAACCCUAAAGCAUAUACUGAAUCUGGCUUCCAAGGACACCUCACAAAAGUCCAAAUUUGGAACAGGGCCCUUGAUGUCACUAAUGAGGUGCAAAAACAAGUUAGGGAUUGUCGAACUGAACCUGUGCUAUAUAGAGGCCUUAUUUUGACGUGGGCUGGAUAUGAAGAUACCGUUGGAGGAGUGGAAAGAGUGGUUCCAUCCCACUGUGGACAACGCAACUGCCCACCAGGUUAUACCGGAGCAAAAUGUCAAGAAUUGGAAGUAGACAAAAUUCCACCCAAAGUUGAAUAUUGUCCAGGUGAUCUGUACAUCAUUACCAAAAACGGAUCUUCAUUAGGUGUAUGGGAUGAGCCUCACUUUAGCGAUAAUGUAGGAGUUGUUAAUAUUCAGGAAAAGAGUGGCCACCGUCCAGGCCAGACUUUGUUAUGGGGAACUUAUCAGAUUGCUUAUGUUGCUAGCGAUGAAGCUGGCAAUACUGCUACAUGUACUUUUAAGGUCUCGGUAUUAUCGGAAUUCUGUCCCGAGCUCCCUGAUCCAAUUGGCGGAUAUCAAACAUGUAAAGACUGGGGCGCAGGUGGUCAAUUCAAAGUCUGUGAAAUAGGGUGCAACUCUGGCCUCAAAUUCUCACAAGAAAUUCCGAAAUUCUACACGUGUGGAGCAGAAGGUUUUUGGAGACCCACAAUUGAUUCUAAUUUACCAUUGAUUUAUCCUGCAUGCUCUCCGGCUAAACCAGCUCAAAGAGUAUUCAAAAUAAAUAUGCUGUUCCCAAGUUCUGUUCUUUGUAAUGAAGCAGGUCAAGGGGUUCUACGCCAAAGGGUGCGAAAUGCCGUUAACACUCUUAACAGAGAUUGGAAUUUCUGUUCAUUCUCGGUCGAGGGUACCAGAGAGUGUAAGGAAUUGAACAUUGAUGUGUCUUGUGAUCAUAGAAAUAAAAGACAAGCAAGGCAAACAGAAGAUGAAGAUGAAAGCACUUAUGUUAUUGAUGCAAGUGUACCUGCUGAAAAACAAGAUAGACAAGGACGCCAAUCGACCAGCGAUACCUACAACAUUGUAAUUGCUUUCCCAGCAUUGAAUGAUCCUGUAGUAAACACUAACACCAAUGAACGUGCGGCUGUUAAAGAACUGUUGGAAAAACUGAUUUUAGAAGAGGAUCAGUUUGAUGUGCGUGACAUUUUACCUAAUACUGUCCCAGAUCCAUCUUCGUUGGUUCUUGAAUCCGACUAUGCUUGUCCAGUGGGUCAAGUUGUUGUAGCACCCGAUUGCGUGCCUUGUUCUGUUGGAACUUAUUACAACAAAGACACUAAAACUUGCAUUUCAUGCCCACAAGGAACUUAUCAAAGUGAGUCUGGACAGUCUCAAUGUAUAGAAUGUCCUGCUAUCGCUGGACGUCCUGGAGUUACUGUAGGACUUGGUGCACGAAGUGCAGCUGAUUGUAAAGAACGCUGUAGUGCUGGCAAAUUCUAUGAUCACGACGCUGGACUAUGCAGAGCCUGCGGCCACGGUUUCUUCCAACCCAAUGAAGGUUCAUUCAGUUGCCAAAUUUGUGGAUUGGGAAAAACGACGCGAACCAAUGAAGCCGUAUCCGCUAAAGAAUGCAGAGACGAAUGUGGAAGUGGACAACAAUUAGCUCAAGAUGGCCGAUGUGAAAAUUGUCCACGCGGCACCUACAGAACCCAAGGCAUUCAAGCAGCCUGCAUAAGUUGUCCAAUUGGUCGCACUACACCAAAAUCAGGUUCGAUGGCUAUUGAGGAAUGUUCUUUACCAGUAUGUAGUGCUGGAACGUAUUUGAAUGGAACAUUAAAUAGUUGCAUUCCUUGUAAGAGGCGGUACUAUCAGCCUGAGUCGCAACAAACUUCAUGUAUUCCAUGCCCACCUAACACUAGUACUAAAGGAACUGGUUCGAAAUCUAAAUCAGAAUGCACAAACCCAUGUGAGAUGAACGGACAAGAAAUGCACUGCGACCCUAACGCUUACUGCCUCCUAAUUCCAGAAACAAGCGACUUCAAAUGUGAAUGCAAACCUGGUUUUAACGGAACAGGAAAAGAAUGUACUGAUGUCUGUGAUGGUUAUUGUGAUAAUGAGGGCGUUUGCAUUAAAGAUGUUACUGGAGCGCCAUCUUGCCGGUGCAUUGGAAGCUUUACCGGUAAACACUGUACAGAAAAAUCAGAAUUCGCAUACAUCGCAGGUGGAAUUGCUGCUUCUGUAAUACUCAUAAUCUUCAUCGUCUUACUUAUAUGGAUGAUUUGUGCCAGGGCAAAUCGGCGCAAGGAACCGAAGAAGCUUCUCAGUCCUGCCACAGACGCAAAUGGUUCUCAAGUCAACUUUUACUAUGGCGCACCGACACCUUAUGCAGAAUCGAUCGCGCCGUCGCAUCACUCAACUUACGCCCAUUAUUAUGACGAUGAAGAAGAUGGUUGGGAAAUGCCAAACUUCUACAAUGAAACCUAUAUGAAGGAGAGUCUACAUAACGGAGUUAAUGGAGGCAAAAUGAACAGCUUGGCUCGCAGUAAUGCAAGUCUGUAUGGAACUAAGGAUGAUUUGUAUGACCGAUUGAAAAGGCAUGCUUACCCAGGAAAGAAGGAAAAAAGUGACAGUGAUAGUGAGGCAGGCCAAUAAAGAACAAAUUACCAGAAAAUUUAGGUCCAAAAGCAUUGCUCAAAAGCAGCACACAGUUUUUUAUUUUAUGCACCUAAUUUAAUAUAAAAUCUGCAAAGUGGAUUUUUUCAUCCUUGGGCAUCAUUUUUUUCGUGCAGCAGAGAGCUUUAUUUUUACCGUUUUAAGAAUAGUCGGGCAUAUAGUUACAAACGAUACACUUCUUGUGGCUGUAUGCCUGAAUAGUCCAAAUGUAGUUUUUUUUAUUCACUUUUUUAGUUACUGGACGAAUUUGUUGAAGAAGUUUCAGAUUUGCACGAAUUGUUUGAAAUUUCUUUAAACAUCUUUUAUUUAAAAAGUAGGUUAGGCAUGUACAAAGUGUCUUGAAUAAUUUUUAUUUCUUCUGUGUUCAGGUUUUUGAUACUUUAAUAUUUACUGAAAUUGACUUUAUACUUUGUUUUGUUAACAAUUUUUUUUAGAUUUAGGAUUUAUUGUUUGUUUGUAACAUUCAUUUUACCCGAGAAACUUAUUAAGUAGAAUAUUUUUACGUUACAUAUGUUACAAAUAAACGAUUAUAUAUGUAUGUAUUUUUAUGUAAUUAAUAAAUAUAUUAAAUGAAUUAAUUAUACAAAUAAUAAUGCGAAUAUGAUGAAGUGCACAUGAACUCUGAAUGUUAAGGCAUCUAAACUUAAGGUAUGACUGAACGAAACGAUAAUGUUAUUAUAUUUAAAACAUAAUAAAUUAUAAAAAAUUA